AUGAAGAAUGGUGAGCGGGGCUUUGCAUUUGUAUAUGCUGGAAUGUUCUCGAAGAUUCUGCCCUCGGGGUAUAUAAGGCGGCUUCUGCCAUUAGUUGGCCGCCAUGGCUCCGAUCGAGCGAGCAACUCUUCGCCCCAUCGUCUACUUCGAGUUCCUCCAAGGACACUCUGUGCUCCAUUCAAGGGCAACGUUGUCCACUAUUCCAAGGUGUCUCGAUGGUUCAAACGCUUGGAAUCUGGCGACACGACCUUCGGAGAUCGACCACGCUCGGGACGUCCAUAUACAGUCGAUGACGAAGCCCUGCAGAACACCCUCAACGCGAAGCCGAACGCCACCACUCGCAAAUCGGCGACUACACUUGGAGAAACGCAGGGGGAGCGAGGAGGGAGACGUGGACUGGAUGGAAGAAUUCCUGUCCCGUUUAAGCGGAAAUGGGAUCCCUCGCGUCCUCCAGAAUUAUCCACUGGUGGGACGACUGGUUUGGUUCUUAAUCACGAUCUUUUUCACGGUCCUCUGCCUCUGGCAGAGCGUUCUGGUGGUCCAAGACUUCCUGACGUACCCAAAGGUCGUCAGCAUUCAGAAUUUGGCGUGGACGUGAUCCCCGUUUCCUUCACUAGUUCUUUUCCUUUGCUAAACAUGAGAUGCGCGGAACUCCUGAUGGAUUUUCGAACGCUCCAACUUUGUGGAAGUCUUAGCGUUCUGGUGGUCCAAGACUUCCUGACGUACCCAAAGGUCGUCAGCAUUCAGGUGAUGCAAGAUUCGACGAUGGAGUUCCCGGCGGUGACGGUGUGCAGCUUCAACGUGCUCAGCCGCUCGGCCGUCGAGAAGGAGAAGGGGAUCCUCAGUCCAAGGAUGGUUGCCCUGCUCGACAGCGAGAAGACCAUCCAGGGCAAAUAUUACGGGCGCUACUUUGAGCAAUUUGGCGUGGACGUGAUCCCCGUUUCCUUCACUAGUUCUUUUCCUUUGCUAAACAUGAGAUGCGCGGAACUCCUGAUGGAUUUUCGAACGCUCCAACUUUGUGGAAGUCUUGUGAUGCAAGAUUCGACGAUGGAGUUCCCGGCGGUGACGGUGUGCAGCUUCAACGUGCUCAGCCGCUCGGCCGUCGAGAAGGAGAAGGGGAUCCUCAGCCCGAGGAUGGUCGCCCUGCUCGACAGCGAGAAGACCAUCCAGGGCGAAUUCUACGGGAAGAAAUUCAAUCCCGGAAAUUCUGAUUUCUGCAAUGAAUACCACUUCAUGAACCCUGCGGCAAGUUCGGACCCCAGCGCCCUCACAGUGAAGGAAGUGGAAGACCUUUGCGCCCAGCUGAAGACAAACCCUGGAUCGAACGCGACCAAGAUCGACGGGAUCAGGGUGACGCCAUCCGCGCUGAAUCGAACGUGCGACGGGGUUGACGUGACAAAUGUUGAACGGACCUUCGAGGAGAUCGGCGACGACUGGAAGAGCCAAUUCUCCUCACAAUUCAGAGGCGUUUUAAAACCAAUUGAAAGACAUAGGGACGUGUGGUACCUUAAUCCCUGUUUUUUGGGUGAGUGGGUCGGGGAAUAA
Molecule: messenger RNA, 1545 nt
Organism: Darwinula stevensoni
Lineage: Eukaryota; Metazoa; Arthropoda; Ostracoda; Podocopida; Darwinulidae
Source: the annotation of a GenBank genome assembly